AUGCCGAAACAUAAGAUUGAUAAACAAAAAGCUGUUACUUUCCAACUGGUACAUAGAAGUCAACAAGACCCUUUAAUAGCAGACGAGGAUGCACCCCAAAGAGUACUUUUGCCGAUUAAAGGCAAGCAGAAAAAUACUGAAGACUUGUUUAAAAAGAAACAAAAGGCUGAGUCAAUUAUAGAUGAAGGAGAUGAUGAUGAAGACUUUAGUGAUGAUAUGGAAGAUUCAGAUGGCGAAGAUCAAGAAAAAGUGAAGGAAUUGAAGGUAAAGUUUAAAUUACCAACAACGGUGUUUCCAUCCGAGGUUGAAGAAGAGGUUGGUAUGCUAGGAAAGGCAGCUCCCGUUUCAGGUCCCCAGCUCCAUUUGGAUCCAGAUGUAGUAGCUGCUAUGGAUGAGGACUUUGAUUAUUCAGAUCCUGAAAACCAACUUGAAGACAACUUUAUCGAAUUAGCUAAUGCCGUUGGUUCAGGCCAUAUGAAUGAAGAUGAUGAUGAAUAUGAUGACAACAUGUCUGGUUACAACUCUGAAGAUCUGGAUGAAGUUAAUUCUCUUUUAGAGUCUGAUGCAUCAUUUGAAAAAGAAGAAACUAAAUCCAGAUUUACAAAUUACUCAGUUACUAGUUCUGUUAUUAGAAGAAAUGAGCAGCUUAGUUUAUUAGAUGAGCGUUUUGAAAAGGUUUGUAACAUCUAA
Molecule: messenger RNA, 690 nt
Organism: Diabrotica balteata
Lineage: Eukaryota; Metazoa; Arthropoda; Insecta; Coleoptera; Chrysomelidae
Source: the annotation of a GenBank genome assembly